GCACAGAGUUCUACUUUGGCUUUAGUUUUUCCAUCACUUCUGGGCACCGGAAACAUCUAUACGCAUCUGUAAUCUUCUGCUUUCUUUUCCAGGCUCCUGAAGUCCCAGGAGAAUGAAUCAACCAAAUGGAGAGCAACCAAAUCAGUCUCAUUCUCUCUUUGAUGCCUUUCUGCAUGCCAAGCAGUGCAAAGAAGUCUUGAGCAGAUUUGAAGAGCUGUGCAGUUAUUUGAAUCUGGAACACACUGGCCAGAUCCAUUUCUAUCACAAGCUCAAGUCUUCUCUCAAUUAUUGGAGUGCUAAAGCUUUGUGGACCAAAUUGGACAAGAAGGCUGGACACAGAGACUAUGACCAGGCGAGAGCAUGUUCAAACACUAAGUGCCUGAUCAUUGGGGCAGGGCCCUGUGGUCUUCGCUCAGCUAUUGAAUUGGCUUUCCUUGGAGCACAUGUUGUGGUGGUAGAGAAGAGAGAGAUCUUUUCCCGAAACAAUGUGCUGCACCUUUGGCCUUUCACUAUCCAGGACCUGCGGGCACUUGGAGCCAAGAAAUUCUAUGGCCGUUUCUGUACUGGCUCCUUGGAUCACAUCAGUAUCCGUCAGCUGCAGUUGAUCCUGCUGAAAGUAGCCUUGUUGUUAGGUGUUCAUGUUCACAUCGGUGUACAAUUUAAGGGGCUCAUUCUACCAGUAGUGAACUCUCAUGGACAGGUCCGUGGUUGGAGAGCUGAUCUGCAGCCUGGCUCCUCUCCCUUGAGCCAGUAUGAGUUUGAUGUCCUCAUCUCUGCUGGUGGUGGAAGGUUUGUGCCAGAAGGCUUUAAGAGGAAGGAGACACGAGGGAAAUUGGCUAUUGGCAUUACCACCAAUUUUAUAAAUAACCAUAGCAGAACUGAGGUGGAGGUGGCUGAGAUAAGUGGAGUGGCUCGCAUAUACAACCAGAAGUUCUUCCAAAACCUCUACAACAAAACAGGUAUUGAUUUGGAAAACAUUGUCUACUAUAAAGACGACACUCAUUACUUCGUCAUGACAGCCAAGAAGCAUAGCUUGCUAAAGAAAGGAGUCAUCUUAAAUGAUAAGCUUGACAUAGAGAGUUUACUCUCUCCGGAAAAUGUGAACCAGGAAGCCCUUCUCGCUUAUGCCAGAGAGGCUGCCAACUUCUCCACCAACUACCAGCUGCCCAGUUUGCAAUUUGCACUAAACCAUCGCCAUCAUCCUGAUGUUGACAUGUUUGACUUCACCUGCAUGAACCGUGCAGAAAAUGCAGCUUUGGUGCGUGACUGCAAUGGUGCUAAGCUGCUCAUCGGGUUGGUGGGUGACUGCUUGGUGGAGCCAUUCUGGCCCUUGGGCACUGGUGUGGGCAGAGGUUUCUUGGCAGCUUUUGAUGCUGCUUGGAUGGUAAAAAGAUGGGCCUCAGGAGUAUCCCCACUGGAUUUGUUGGCUGAGAGAGAAAGUAUAUAUCAGCGGCUGUCACAGACUUCACCUGACAACAUGAACAAGAACGUUAAUCAGUACAGCGUUGAUCCCACCACACGAUACUCAAACAUCAACCUUCAGGCAAUCAAGACCUCUCAGGUUCGUAAACUAUACAUUACGGGAGACAUUGAAAUGGAGCAGAACAAGCGAAGAAGUCAUGCCAGCCCAGAGUCAGUCGGCAAAGAUACCAGUAGAGCCUAUGAGGAGCUUCUUAAUUGGUGUCAAUCAAACACAGCCAGUUACCAUGGCAUCAAGGUGGAAGACUUCACACACUCCUGGAAAAGUGGAUUGGCUCUUUGUGCCCUCAUACAUCACUUUCGCCCAGAUCUUCUGGACUUCAAUUCAUUGGACCCAAAUGACCCUAUUGGGAACAACCAACUGGCUUUAGAUGUGGCUGAACAGGAGCUAGGCAUUUCUCCAGUCCUCUCCAGCACUGAAAUGGCUUCACUGUCUAAUGAUGAACAGCUUGGCUUGAUCACUUACUUGAGCCAAUUUUAUGAUGCCUUCAAGACUGCUCCAGAAUGGAAGGAGAAAACAGAGAAGCCUCUUAUCCCAUGUGGCACCAAAAGCGCUAUCCUCUUUCUUAGCAAGCUACAGAAGACGUUAUCUCUCUCACGUAAACGGAACUUGGAAAGUUCUACCUGGGAUGCGGAAUCCAAGAAGUUAAAGCAAGAGGCUGGGACUUCACCUGUCUCUCGGAUGAGGAGCAGUGAUGCCUGCUAUUUCUGUGGAGAUCGUGUCUAUAUCCUGGAGCGGGUCAGUGCUGAAGGGUGCUUCUUCCAUCGAGGCUGCUUCAAAUGCCAUUACUGUAAAAUAACACUGCGACUGGGAGAUUUUGUCUUCAAUGAAGAUGAUGGCAACUUCUAUUGCAGUUUGCAUUCCUGGGUCUCAUCAGACAUGACUGCCCCCAGCAAAGCUUCCUUCAAAGAAGCAUAUGAGGAUUCACCUUAUCUGAGCAAUCCACCAGACAAAGACAUUUUAGACUUGACUACUGAAGAAGAGAGGAUGGUAAAAAAUUCCAAUUGGCAAAGCCUGGAUGAGAAUAUGUCUCCCAUUGUAGAUCAGCUGCCAGAACGUCAGCCUGAAUCACUUCAGAAACAAGUUAGUGAAGGCCCCAGCCUAUUCCCAUCAAAAAAGGAAGGUGCUGAUACAAUAAGCUCCUCACGGCGUCCACAUCAACAGUCCUCUCUUAUGGGAGUUGGGGAGCUGAGUGACUCUGUUCCUAAGGCUGAUUCAGCUUUUCAGAUUGAUGGAAGCAGAAGAUCACCUGAAAACAUGGCACAGGACCGAAAAAAGUGGAGUGAUCACUCUAAGGGAGAGCCUUGUCUCAAUCUUCUUUCACAAGGGCCAAGAAUUGGUCUUACUAUUUCUGGAGAAGGUUCAAACCCCAGACUAGAGCAAAUCCAAUGUGAAAUCACCCAGAAGAAAAAGAUUCGCUUGUCGGACUUGGAAAAGCUUGAAUUAUCCAGACUGAGUCUAAUUUCAAACCCGUUUGAUGUUUCUCAUACGGGGCUGGGAGAAUCCAGCUUCAGCAGAGAAUCAGAUUUUCUGGAGGUUGCCAGUGACAGUGACAGUGACAGUGAAGAGGAGGAAGAUGAAGAAAAAGGGAGCUUAGAUCUUGGGACAGACAUGCAUUUUCUCAGCUUCACUGAAGACACUCAGUAUCCAACUUGGAAGAAGACACUGGUGCGACGUGCUAAAGAGGCCGAAAUGAAGAGGUUUUGUAAAGCUCAGGCCAUCCAGAGGCGGUUAGAAGAGAUUGAAGUGACUUUUCGGGAGCUUGAGAAACAGGGCGUCAAGGUGGAACAAUCUCUGCGAGAAGAGGCAGGAACAGAGUCUGAACUGAAGAAACAGUGGGUGAACCAAUUGCUCACAUUGAUUCAAAAGAAGAACAGCUUGAUGUCUGAAGAGUCUGACCUCAUGAUUGAUGUGCAAGAGCUGACGCUAGAGGAGCAGCAGUGCCAGCUGGAUCAAGAACUACGCCGCUACUAUAAUAUGGAUGAUUCUUUGAAAACGUCUGAGGACUGUGAGGCAGAGAAGACGAUCCUGUCCCAACUGCUUGCAGUUGUGAAUCAACGCAGUGCUCUGAUCGAGAUGCAAGAGAGGAAGAGGCUCAAUGAGCUUUCUGAGCAUGUUCCAAUGAUGGAAAACGCCUAGAAUAUUUGAGAUCAGGUUUACCCGGUGGAUACAUUUGCUGAAUGCCCUUCAUAUUUGGCAAGACAUUCUGUUUUGGCAAAAAAACACCACUUGGAAAAGGAACUUAGCUGCUGUUUUAUACUCUGUGACAGCUUAGCAGUAGCUUUCCUGCUGUAAGUGUGGAAAUAUGCUCAUUAUGAGAUGAACAAUAUGCUCAGACCGACCCUGAAGCCCUGAAGUGGUUCAUGCGCUUAGAUAUCUGUCCAUGUUUCAAUUAUUUUGAAUACCACCAGAGGAAGUCCCAAAAUUGAGAGUUUAUGCAAAGUUUCCCCUUGACGGUUAGUGCCUGAUGAUGGUUCUAGGUGGAGCUAAACAAGCCUGAUCUUGUUGCAACUUGAUGCAUAUGAUGCAACUACGUUUUAAGUGUUUUAGGAAAUAAUAAGGAAACUAUGUAGAACUGCUUUUAAUUGUUUGCAGAUACAACUGCUGAAGGCUUUAAGAAAGCAGCCUAUUUGCAGCAUUUGGAGGGAAAAUAAUAUUCAGAAGAUGUACUGUACGUAUUAUUUAGCGACAAUUGUAUAUAUUUGCAGUUAGCAAGCUCCCCUUUGACACAGGGCCUCAUCCAACAGAAAACAUUUCUUUCACUCUGCUGCUGCAGGUGACCAUGUUUGUGAUCAUUCUAGAUGUGGUAAAUUAGGAGGGGCUGUAUGGUUUAAGCGGAGAAAACAUUUUACAAUGUUCUAAAAGCAAAAAAGCAUGAUGCUUUCAUGAAGAUCAGAGGAGCCUACAAACUGUCCAGAGUUGUAUUCUAGAGGAGGAAGAUUAGUUAAAAUCUCUUGAAGGAUACACAGAAUCAACAGAGUAUUUUAGAGGAAAGAAAUAGAUGCCCUACAAUAAAAAUUAAAAAUGCCAUCAUCUAAGGGCGUCUUGUCAUAAUAAAUGUCCAAGGAGAAAUAUACCUCUCUUGCAUUAUUUCUCCAUGUAUGUACAAGCAUAACAGAUGCUGUAGGACAAGCUCUUGAAGCUGGACAAACACGGUUGGAAAAUGUAUGCUCUUCCUGCAAAAUAAACGAUGAAUGUGGAUGCA
Molecule: messenger RNA, 4685 nt
Organism: Protobothrops mucrosquamatus (brown spotted pit viper)
Lineage: Eukaryota; Metazoa; Chordata; Lepidosauria; Squamata; Viperidae
Gene: MICAL1
Product: microtubule associated monooxygenase, calponin and LIM domain containing 1
Exons: 23
Coding region: 113-3619 (1168 amino acids)
Molecular function (GO): protein binding; FAD binding
Source: RefSeq, a predicted model, not a curated record